Molecule: messenger RNA, 2978 nt
Organism: Xylaria bambusicola
Lineage: Eukaryota; Fungi; Ascomycota; Sordariomycetes; Xylariales; Xylariaceae
Product: glycoside hydrolase family 74 protein
Exons: 6
Coding region: 265-2760 (831 amino acids)
Biological process (GO): xyloglucan metabolic process
Cellular component (GO): extracellular region
Molecular function (GO): protein binding; cellulose binding
Source: RefSeq, a predicted model, not a curated record
CCAAACCCACCGCAUCACGCAAUUUGGGGGCACUAGGGAUGGCAUCCGGCGGCCAAGGAACUUCUACGACCGUAGAGGAAGAGACACCCCUACGCAGUGUUAAAUCAGUCAAUGCUGACGUCGCAAUGUGGACUUAGCCUGCAUUUGGCGGUUUCUUGGAAACACAUAUAAAGUAAACAUGCCCUCUGAGGAGGCGAUCAGCAACAGGCGAGUGCUGAUCACCCCUGAGCCUCCAGUCAUCGCAGUUAACGACAAGUCUUGGCGAUGAAGCUGUUCACAAUAACUGAGCUUCUCCUAGCGGUUGCAGUUCCUACUCAGGCUGCCUUUACUUGGCAGAAUGUCAAAAUCGGAGGUGGUGGUGGCUUCGUGCCGAGCUUCGUAUUCCAUCCCAACACCAAGGGCGUCGCGUACGCGCGAACGGAUAUUGGUGGUAUCUACCGGCUCAAUAGCGACGAUUCCUGGACUGCUGUGACAGAUAGCCUUGCCGACAAUGCCAACUGGGGCAAAUGGGGUGUUGAUGCAUUGGCGCUCGAUCCUCAGGAUGAUACCAAAGUAUAUGCUGCCGUAGGCGCAUACACAAAUAACUGGGACCCCAACAAUGGCGCCAUUAUUCGCAGCAGCGAUCAGGGCGCGACCUGGUUGUCGACGACUCUACCCUUCAAGGUUGGCGGCAACAUGCCCGGCCGCGGUAUGGGCGAACGUCUUGCUGUCGACCCUGCCAACUCCAAGAUUAUUUAUUUCGGAGCUCGCAGUGGUAAUGGACUAUGGAAGAGUACUGAUGCCGGAGUGACAUUCACCAAGGUCUCAAGUUUCACUGCCAAGGGAUCAUUCGUUCCCAACCCGACUGAUACUACCGGCUACAACAGCGACCCGCAAGGAGUUGCAUUUGUGACUUUCGACUCAACAAGCGGAACUACAAGUGGUGCUACCUCGAGAAUAUUUGUUGGUACGGCAGACAACACUACAUCCAGUGUUUGGGUCACCGAGGAUUCUGGGAGAACGUGGACCGCAGCCGCCGGUCAGCCCGGGACAUACUUCCCACACAAGGCUGUACUGCAACCAACCCAGAAAGUCUUGUAUCUCACCUACAGCGAUGGCACGGGUCCGUACGAUGGCACCCUAGGAGCUGUAUAUCGGUACAACAUAACAGCCGGCACCUGGACAAAUAUUACACCCGUUUCAGGUAGCGAUAUCUAUUUCGGGUUUGGCGGUAUGGGCGUCGACAUGCAAAGCCCUGGAACCAUUGUAGUAGCCAGCUUGAACUCCUGGUGGCCCGACGCACAGAUUUUUCGUUCUACAGACAGCGGUGCCACCUGGUCCAAACUCUGGGAAUGGGCCAGCUAUCCCGAUAUGAAUCUGUAUUACAGCCAGUCGGCUACAAAAGCCCCAUGGAUUAAGGCUGGAUUUUUAGAUGUCGACACGAAGGAUUUGGGCUGGAUGAUCGAAUCGCUUGUCAUCGACCCCCUGGAUAGCGACCACUGGCUUUACUCGACGGGUCUCACCGUCUUCGGCGGACACGAUCUCACCAACUGGGAUUCAACUCAUAACAUCACGAUCCAAGUGCUAGCUGAUGGCAUUGAGGAGUUCUCCGUGCAAGAUCUCGCCUCGGCUCCCGGGGGAAGCGAGCUCCUUGUAGGAGUCGGCGACGACAGCGGCUUCACCUUUGCAUCCUCCAGCGUCCUCAAGACAUCUCCCCAGAAGCCAUGGAAUGACCCGAUGUUCUCCGGGUCUGUUGGCGUCGACUACGCCGGUGCCAACGUGAAGAGUGUGGUGCGCGUGGGCGGCACAGCUGGUACGCAGCAGAUGGCUUUGUCAAACGAUGGCGGCGCGAGCUGGUAUGCGUACGCGGGCGCCGACACGAGCAUGUCAGGCGGUUCUGUCGCGUAUUCAGCUGAUGCUGACACUAUUCUAUGGUCGACUUCAGCAAAUGGUGUACAGCGCUCCCAGCACUCAAGCUCUUUCUCUCGCGUAUCUUCAUUGCCUGCCUCUACCAUCAUCGCAGCCGACAAGCAGAAGAACGCAUACUUUUACGCCGGAUCCGCUGCUACCUUUUAUGUGAGUAAGGACACAGGGACGACGUUUGCAGCUGGUGGCACUUUAACAGGCGCUACCUCCGUCCGUGAUAUUGCGGCGCAUCCCAAGAUAGCUGGCGAGGUGUGGGUUUCGACCAACGUUGGAAUCUUCCGCUCCACAGACUACGGCGCCACGUUUACCAAGGUCCCAACAGCUCUCACUAACACUUACCAGAUUGCGCUUGGUCUCGGGUCAGGCAGCACGUGGAACGUGUACGCGUUCGGCACGGGCUCCGCAGGUGCUCGACUUUAUGCGAGUGGUGAUACCGGAGCUACGUGGACUGAUAUCCAGGGUGCAACACAGGGCUUCGGAGCUAUCGACAGCUGCAAGCUCGCUGGUAGCGGUAACACUGCUGACCAGGUAUUUGUCGGUACAAACGGCCGUGGUGUCUUCUACGCAUCCGGGUCCUUAAGUGGUGGCAGUGGUGGCUCGACGACUACAACUAGAUCCUCGACAACUCUAUCAACCACAACAAAAGCUUCAACGGCAACAACAAAGAGCACGACUACGACUAAGACGCCGACGACAACUACCACUAGUAAGACUAACACUUCAAGCACCGCGACGCCAACUGGAACUGUACUUCAUUACGGCCAAUGUGGAGGACUUGGCUACAGCGGACCAAAGACGUGCGUGUCCCCCUACACAUGCACCGCUCAAAAUGACUACUAUUUCCAGUGCUUGUGAAAAAAAGAAUAGCAUUGAAAAUAUUACUCGCCGUACUCAAUCAAGAUCGUAUAUAGCUUCAAGUAUAUAGUUUAGUAUUAAAAUUCUCCUUAAGUCGAGAUUAUUUCCUCAAGGGUUCAUAAAGGUUUUUAUAGGGGUUGCAGUGCAAUCAAGAAGUAGAUGAGAUACUUUACUUAGCUUUCAAAUAGCACUAAAUAAAAGAUAUAUUGAUGAGAAAU